This is a messenger RNA of Passer domesticus (house sparrow), 1006 nucleotides long. It is a transcript of the gene REXO2, whose product is annotated as RNA exonuclease 2. The transcript is spliced from 7 exons. The coding region runs from base 26 to 724 and encodes 232 amino acids. Gene Ontology annotation, cellular component: mitochondrion. Gene Ontology annotation, molecular function: 3'-5'-RNA exonuclease activity; nucleic acid binding. Lineage: Eukaryota; Metazoa; Chordata; Aves; Passeriformes; Passeridae. The record is from RefSeq and is a predicted model, not a curated record.
CGCCGGGAGCUGUAGUGCGGUGGCGAUGCUGGGCGGCGGCCGCGCCGGCCUGGGCCGCCUGCGGAGCUGCGCCGGGCGGUUGUGGCGGGGCCGGCGGAGGGCGGCGGCCAUGGCCGGCGGCGACAUGGGGCAGCGCAUGGUCUGGGUGGACCUGGAGAUGACGGGCCUGGACGUGGAGAAGGACCAGAUCCUGGAGAUGGCGUGUCUGAUCACCGACUGCGACCUCAACGUGCUGGCCGAGGGCCCGAACCUGAUUAUCAACCAGCCCGACGAGCUGCUGGAGAGCAUGUCCGAGUGGUGCAAGGAGCACCACGGCAAGUCUGGCCUUACCAAGGCUGUGAAGGAGAGUAAAAUCUCGCUGCAGCAGGCAGAGUACGAGUUCCUGUCCUUCGUGCGGCAGCAGACACCCCCAGGGCUCUGUCCUCUCGCAGGUAACUCUGUUCAUGCAGAUAAGAAAUUCCUUGACAAAUACAUGCCGCAGUUCAUGAGGCACCUUCAUUACAGGAUCAUUGAUGUGAGCACUGUCAAGGAGCUUUGCAGGCGCUGGUAUCCAGAGGAAUACGAGUUUGCACCAAAGAAGGCGGCUUCUCACAGAGCACUUGAUGACAUCAGGGAAAGCAUCAAAGAACUCCAGUUCUACAGAGACCACAUCUUCAAGAGGAAAACGGAUGAGAAGAAAAGGAAACUGAUUGAGAACGGGGAAAGCGAUAAAGCUGCCAGCUGAUCUCCCCUCCCGCCCCACCAGCCCCUAGCACACACUAGAUGCGUCUCCUGGGUUUUUUUUGUUUGCCAGUCUCUUGGGAAGCUGCACCCUGGGUUACCUUGUUUCUUACCAGCUGUUCAAUGCAGACAGAAGCCUGAGUUGCUGCUGCUUUUCAGUUUGAGCAGGGAAUCGGCCUCAGAGCGCCCGGGGUCGGGUGUUCCAGGUACACCACGCUGUUUGAUACUCCUUGCACCUGGUUUUAGGUGCACUCUUUCACGACACAAUAAAACAGGUCAGUUGAAA